AUGAAGCAGGUCGCACGGGCAGACGCAAAGCUGCAGGGCGCCAAAGAUGUCAGAGCAGAGGACCAUAAGGCAUUCAAAGCCUCAGAAGUUUCACUGAUGGACACCAUCAGCACCCUGGACAAGGCUGCAGAGGCAGUGUCAGGCAAUGACGCAGACAAGAAGAAAUUGGCUUUGCAGCAGAUGUCAUCUGAUGAGGCCAACCAUGCAACCGAUAUGCUAUUGGGAUUGGCAGCCAUUGUGGACUCCGGUUCUGCAAAGAAGCCUGCCUUGCUGCAAGCACAGGACGGUCUGGAGGAUGAGGGCAUGGAGGGAAGCCUCAACGGUGAUAUGCAAUUCAGCUGCAGAAGCACGCAGAACCAGGACCUGCUUGAUCUGUUGCAGAAGAUGUCAAAAGAGGCUGAGAAGCAUCUCGCCGAACUACGGCAGAAGGAGGAGGAAGAAGGGCGUGCCCAUGAGCUUCUCACAGCCUCCCUGAAACGUCAGCUGGACGAAGACGGUCGCAGCUUAAGCGCAGAAAAAAACCGACAGCGAGCUGCUACUGUGCUGAAAGCCAAGCUGCAGGGCGACAGGAGUGGUGCGGCAGAUGGUAUCCAAACAGUUCAGACUACUCUGAGGACAACUCAAGACGCAUGCGUGCAAGCAGCUGCUGAUGAAGAAGCGUCUGGAAUUGGCAGAAGGAAAGAGCUACAAGUGCUCUCCGAAGCCGCCAAAGUGUUGCAGGGUGCUGCUGAGGGCGUGUCCUUUCUCCAGCUUAGCAAAUCAAGCGCAACGAGGCGAGCAGCUUCCAGCUCGCAGCAAACGGCGCCCGCGUUGGUUGAGGAGCCCACAGAACCAAGAAAUGAAGGGGCUCCAGAGCGAGGGCAUGUCGUUGUGAAGCUCCUGGGGCGUUUGGCUAAGCAGCAACAGUCGCCAGUGCUGGCGCAGUUGGCAGGAAAGAUCUCAACCGCUUUGAGGGCGCAGGGCGAUCCUUUGGCCUCAGUGCGUAAGAUGGUGCAAGAUCUGAUCCUAAAGAUGCAGGAUGGGAUGCAACGAGAAGCAUCUGAGGAGGCCUACUGCAAGACUGAAACCUCGCGCUCUGAAGCUCGUAUCAAGUCGCUGCAAAACACCUUAGACACUGCACAGAGCGAAAUUGACAUUUCCAGCUCUUCUUCAACCCUGCUUGGCGCAGAAAUCGACAAACAGCGGGAGGAGCUAGAAGCCUUGGCCAAGGAACAAGCACAAAUGACCAGUGCACUUGAUGAGAUGAAGCAGGACUAUGAAAAAUCCAAGUUGGACCUGCAAAAAGGCUUAGAAGGCAUCCAAGCUGCUUUGGAGAAGCUGCAAACCUACUACGGCGCGGGGCAGCCGGCGCUGAUCCAGAAGAGCUCCGACAAUAGUGCUGCUUUUGCACAGGUAGAGGAAGAAGCAAGCUCCAAGGAAGUUGCCAUCAUGGCCGCAUCCAUGGACAUGGACGUGUCAGAGGACCAGGCCUCAUCCGAUGGCCCAAAGGAGGAUGAAGCGCAGAACUCUUUGGCUACAAGAGCUGCAGAAGCAGUGGCUGCUUUGCAGGAGGUUGCUACCCCAGCAGCCCCAGUCGCACCAUCGCAACAUGUGGCGAGCACGGGUGCUGGCGCUGGUAUCAUUCAAUUGCUGCAGGUGUGCGAGUCACGUUUUGCGGAUAAUCUUGCACAGCUGGAAACCCAAUCCAGCGAUCAGCAGAUGCAGCAAAAGGAGCUGAUGAAACAGAACCAAAUUUUAACGAACCAGAAGGAGCUUGAGGUGGAGCGCAAAACGAAAGACAAGAAAUCCGCCGAUGCCGAGGUGCGCAGGCUGACGGAAGAACUGGAAACAGCCAAGAAUGAGCUUCAGCCCUUGCAAGAGUACUACCAGCAGGUCAAAGAGCGCUGUGACAAGCGAACCUCGCGGGAGGAGAUCAUGCGCAGAAGAGAUCAAGAGAUUGCAGGUUUGAAAGAGGCUUUGGCAGUGUUGGAGGGCGAGGCUUUGGUUCAGGUGGAGAGCAACCGCGUGGCUUCUUUCCUUCAGCGAGAAGGCAGCCUCGAGCCACGAGCUUUGAUCCUGGACUGCGAUGGUGUAAUUGCAGAUUCCGAGCACUUGCACAGGGAGGCCUACAAUGAGGUUUUUGCGGAAUUUGGCUUGGACACAAGCUGGUCCAAAGAGCCAGAUUUGGUGGAGCUGUGUUACGAUGAUCUCCAGACGCUCCCUGAGGAUGAGCUACAAAACAAGAUUGGAGGAGGCAAACCAAAGAUGAGAUAUCACUUUGGUAUUCAUGGAUGGCCCGCAUCGAGUCUUGGCCCUGCUCCCAAAGAAGAAGCAGAUCAAGAUAAGCUGAUCGACGCACUUCAGGAUCGAAAGACUGAAAUCUACCGGAAGUACGUUGCGGAUGGCCGCUCAUCAGCUCGCCCGGGCAUUGUGGAACUGAUUGACACCAGCUUGGAUCGUCCAGAUUUGAAGACAGCAAUCUGCUCCGCUGGGACCCGUGAAGCUGCCCAGCAAGUAUUGAUGGCCAUCCUGGGGGAGGAGCGUUUGGACCGUUUCGAUUUGAUCCUCUUGGGCGAUGACGUGAGUAGGAAGAAACCUGACCCUUUGAUCUACAGAUUAGCAUCUGAACGCUUGGGAGUGGCCCUUUCAAACUGUGCAGUUGUUGAAGAUUCAAAGAUCGGCCUGGAGGCGGCUUUGGCAGCCGGCAUGAAAUGCUACAUCACCUACACAGAUUCCACAGAAGGUCAGGAUUUUGGUGGUGCAGUACAAGUAGUAGCUGACGCGACGAAACUGGAUUUAAUUAAUAUUUUUCCAUUAUUUCAAUCCGAAUCAAAUUAA
Molecule: messenger RNA, 2817 nt
Organism: Cladocopium goreaui
Lineage: Eukaryota; Dinophyceae; Suessiales; Symbiodiniaceae
Source: the annotation of a GenBank genome assembly